AUGUUUAAAAGGGUCAGCCCUGAGGAAAAUAAAGUCGAGAUCCUGUCUGUUCGUAGAUCCAGGAAGCAGGAGAUCCUCCUGGUACUCAAGAAGGGACAGGAUCUCACUAGUUUCAGCAGUGCGCUGACCACUGCCCUAACAGGAAAAGCGGAUGUCGCGACUGCCGUCUCGACGAGGUCGAUAGAAAUUGUAGACCUCGACGAGACUGUAGUCGUCGCAAAGGUGUUGGAGGCCGUACGGGGUCUUCUGGGCAAGCCCGAGUUGGACGUGCCCUGCCAACUAGUCCGACGAUAUGGAGGUACGCAGAUGGCGAUUCUGCGUCUGCCAGACUUGGACGCGGAAUUGCUGCUUAAGACCGGUCGUAUUAAGAUCGGCUGGGUGAACUGCAGAGUCCGGGCCAGAGUUGAAGUGGACAGAUGCUUUAAAUGCCUCUGUUACGGACACCUGGCACGAGGCUGCAGUGGCCCAGACAGAAGAAACGCUUGUUGGAAGUGUGGUGGUUUGGACCACAAAAGCAAGUCGUGUAAGGGUUCUGCUCGUUGCAUGACUUGCUCCGACAAGGGGUCGAAGGAAGUAAACCACCUUCCAGGAAGCAGGGCUUGCCCAGUUUAUUGGGGAAUCCUGUCAGAGUUAAAAUCUAAAAUUCGGGGUACUUCAGGUUAA
Molecule: messenger RNA, 663 nt
Organism: Leptopilina heterotoma
Lineage: Eukaryota; Metazoa; Arthropoda; Insecta; Hymenoptera; Figitidae
Exons: 1
Coding region: 1-663 (220 amino acids)
Molecular function (GO): zinc ion binding; nucleic acid binding
Source: RefSeq, a predicted model, not a curated record